Molecule: messenger RNA, 306 nt
Organism: Podarcis lilfordi (Lilford's wall lizard)
Lineage: Eukaryota; Metazoa; Chordata; Lepidosauria; Squamata; Lacertidae
Source: the annotation of a GenBank genome assembly
AUGGGACUCCUCGCCCCUCCGCCUUUGGUGUCUGCCGGAGAUGUGGACUUAAUUUUGCCCUGGAAUUACUGCUGUUUUUCUGUGUGUGCUUCUCUGCUUUUGUCAGGAGGGGGCGCUGGGGAGGCGAACGAAACGGGUAUCAUGGCGAACUCUGCGUCAGGGGAGGGGCGAAAACGGGUGGCUGCUGGAGAAGGACUUGAGACCCUUGUGUGGAAGGGGGCCCUGAGACGAACCCCCUUUAAAUCUGGGGUUCCUGGCAGCCACUGCUCUCGAAGAUCUGUCAUCCCAGAAGCGCUGGAGUCAUAG